CCAACAGUGCUCCUUGCGGUAGCCUAGAGCUUGUGACAGCGCACAACAACCACCUAAAUCUGCGUCUGCCCUGGUGAGGACCAAUAGCGCUGCUUCACAGCUCUCAGCAUCCCCAUCCUAGAGAGCUCGACAUCACCACAGCAAAGGACAGCCAACCGAGAGCUCCAUCAAGGCGUGGGGAUUUUCGUCUGAUUAAAGGGUUUUCAUCGGAAUUUUAAUCGCGUUUCUGUCAUUGAGGCAUUCCUUGAGAUGACUGGUCUCGUUUCACCUUGAUGAGCUGCAUUUCAAAGGAAAAAAAGGAACAACACAGACGCAUACAUUCCGUGUUUUGAUUUCGUCUGUAAAAGCGUGAAGGGGAAAAAACAACUGCUGAUCCUGCUGAGGUUAAAAGCUGUCUGUGGACGUGCAAGCAGGACAGAGAAACAAGAGCGAGAGAGAGACAGCAUUGCUGCAUCCGCUUGUGAGGCAAGCCUGCUCCAUCAUAACAAAGACCUCCCUCUGGAUCCUAAAACUCCUCCUUGGCGUGGAUGUCUAAGAUCAAUUCGGUCUGGUAGCCCCGGGCUUCCACUCUUGGAAGAAGUGAGGUCAGGACCCUCACUUCCAAAUCCCAGGCCAUAUUCUGCAGUCAACUCCAUCACCCCUGAGAGAGCCCAGAGGCCCCCAGCCCAAGCACCAUGGGAACCGUGCUGUCUCUCUCCCCCAGCUACCGCAAGGCGGCGCUCUUUGAGGAUGGCCCAGCCACGGUGGGCCACUACACUGCUGUGCAGAACAGCAAGAACGCCAAAGACAAGAACAUGAAGCGCAACUCACUCAUCAACGUGCUGCCAUGGAAGCGGAUUGUGGCCGUCUCGGCCAAAAAGAAGAGCUCCAAGAAGGUGCAGCCCAACGCCGCCUACCAGAACAACAUUACGCACCUCAACAAUGAGAACCUGAAGAAGUCGCAGUCGUGCGCCAACCUCUCCACCUUCGCCAACCAGGACCAGACGAGCCCCACCAAGAACUCCAACAAUGCGGUCUCGUCCAUCAAGAAGGCGCCCCUCACCAACUCAAACGCGGCGUCCGGCACGCCCAAGCGAGUGAUCGUGCAGGCCUCCACCAGCGAGCUCCUACGCUGCUUGGGCGAGUUCCUCUGCCGGCGGUGCUACCGGCUCAAGCACCUGUCCCCCACCGACCCGGUCCUGUGGCUGCGCAGCGUGGACCGCUCCCUGCUACUGCAAGGGUGGCAGGACCAGGGCUUCAUCACGCCCGCCAACGUGGUGUUCGUCUACAUGUUGUGCCGUGACGUGGUGUCCUCAGAGGUGGCCACCGAGCACGAGCUGCAGGCCGUCCUCCUCACCUGCCUCUACCUGUCCUACUCGUACAUGGGCAACGAGAUCUCCUACCCACUCAAGCCCUUCCUGGUGGAGAGCUCCAAGGAGACCUUCUGGGACCGCUGCCUGUCCAUCAUCAACCUGAUGAGUGCCAAGAUGCUGCAGAUCAACUCCGACCCGCACUACUUCACACAGGUGUUCGCCGACCUCAAGAACGAGAGUCAGAAGGAGGAGGAGAGGAGUCGCCUGCUCAUCGGCCUGGAUCGGUGAGGGGAGGCGCCACCCAGGGGCUGCUCAAGGGCAGUGGGGCAGAACUGUCUGGUGUUUGUUCAGGGGGGAGGGGAGAUAUAAAGGGCUGCUCGAUAGUAGACGUGAGCUGGGUGGGUGAGAAUCAUACUGGGUGAUAUUUGAAAAGAAAGUAAUACCAUUUACAGAGCUAUUUGUAAGAAUAUAACUACCAAACAGGUUUGAGUAUUCAUACUAGAAAUUUUAUUAGCUAUUUCUACUGUAUGUGAAGAAAAACUUACCAAUUACAUUUAUCGGAAAUGUAUUUAUUAUUAAAUUAGGUUAUCGGAAAGCCCUCUGAACAGUGGAAAGACAGCAUUUUGAAUGGCACCUGAACAAACACCAGACACAUAUGUACCUAUAACUAUGAACAAAACGCUGAAAAAAAAAACAUUGACAAAAAAAGCAAGAGACCACCACCUCCAAAAAAAAAGACAAUUACCAACAAUCAUCACAAGAAAAAGUUAAACAAAACAAUUUAAAAAAAGAAACAGACACUAGAAAUGGGGAAAUAAAUCUACAGCUAUGAAUGUGGGAGGGUGGCGGCUGCUGUCCUGCCAGCUACCAGCUGACUAUCGGAGAUGUGCACUGCCUGGUGUGGGAGACUCUUUUAAACCGAACAGCCCCUUCCCUGGCCUUCCCGGACGAAUGGACUUAGCUGCAAUCCAGGGUCCAAAAAGACUACAGACACCUCAGCCAAACCCAUCCUGCUUAACGCUGGCCAUACACACACCGCUUCACUGCAGCAGUGUGUGUGUGUGUGUGUGUGUGUGUGUGUGUGUAUGUGUGUGCGUCUGUUUUGAUGACUGAGAUGGCCACCUGUGUAGAUAUCACCUGAAUCUGUAAUGGAUGAGAAACGAGAGAAAAUCGGAGCGGCGUCUUGAAAAUGAUCAGCAGAGGGAAUUUGACAGGGGUUAAGCAUUGCACAGUGGGAAUGUGGAAGACUGAGGAAGAGUUUGUUUUCUUUGCGGGCACACACAGUGUAUUGAGAAAGACCUACUUUAUUUUCAUCUGCGGGGGGGGGGGGGGGGAGAAAAAAAAAAAGAAAAGUGAUUUUUGGUCUCUGUCGGGAUCACCAUUGAUGGAGAUUUGCCCACUGAUUUGCUUAGUGGAAAACUACAAAACAAACAAACAAAAAAGAAUUUUCCUUGUUUUUUUUUUAUUUAGAAAUGUAACCAAAUGCACGUGUGCCAUGCAUUUUUAUGGUGUUUUUGGAGGGAAGAAAUUUCUUUACAUAUUCUCUUUUCCUUGAAUUUCUAAUCCAACUGCAUCUGCGUCUAGAGAAUGUUAUGAACAACAAAAAAAGAGCAGAAUUAGUUUAUUUAGCCAUGCUUGCUAAAACGAGCUACUGUCUUUCAUGGGAUUUUCCAUUCUUUUUUUAGCGUUGUCUCUUCUCUUUGGAAUCCACACUGUAAAAGCCAUUCAGUGUUCAAAUUGGGAACAUGUGCCAAACCUUUGAUGAAAAUCCUGUAGGUCUCAUGAGCAAAGGCUGGCAUUGCUGAAAGGGAUGAAUCAUUAUUAUUAAUAAUGAAUAUUUAUUGAAACUUAAUUUAUUGCUAUUUAUUUAUUUAUUCUCUUGACACAUGAAUGGGAUUAUUGUAAAAAAAAACAACAGAAGUGACAACAUUCUACAACCUUGUUGGAAAUUAUUGAGGUUUCUCUCUGUACUGUACCUGAUGGGAUUAUCUUUGGUGCGGAAUGAAGAUUCUGGUUGAUGGUGAAAUGAGUUGCAAGGAUUUAUUGAAGGAUAUUAGAUCUGUGAGCUUAGACCGAGACCAAUGUCAAAUCUGAACAGCACCGUCAGAGUCACAUGUGGGGCAGAAAAUGAAUCACGGCAGUCAUAAAAGCCAGAACCCAAUGAGAAUAAAAAAAAAGAAAAUAUAAACUGCACAACACAGAUCUUGAUUAAGGUCACAGCAUUAGGACAGUAUGGACAUGUUCCACAUAUCAGUGAGACAAAAGCAAUUACCCAAAGACUGUGUCUCUCCAUCAAUGUCAGUCAGUCAGAAAUGGAAAAAAAACAUAGCAGACGCAACAUUAAUCACUAUCUGCCAAGAAAAAGACAAAUAUUGGAGAUGACAGGGUCUUAAGCCAUGGCGUAGGGGAGAAGAGGCUUAAACCAGAGUGAAGGGUAGCCCUGCUGAAGUCUGUAGAGAUAAGCAGAUAUAUUUUAAAAUCAGACCCUACUCAUUUCUGGCAAUUGAAAAGUGUGCGAUUUAAGGAAAGCAUAAAGUAGUAUGCUAGAUGGAUCAGAACACAAGUGACCCAAGGCUGCUACUGGAGGUUUGACUGUGACUGUGCCAGAGCUUAUCGCUGUUCUCCAUACUAGAGUGAUGCAAUGGCAGACCAGGCUGUUACCAGUGGCUCCAAUGGUGGUGCUUAUAGCAUAGUUGUCUGAAAAAAGAAUCUCUUUUCUUUUUGAUACUACAAAAUUAGUGCACUGGACUUUACAGUGAAGAACAUUAAAUAAACAAAACAAGACAAAACAGAAGAAAAAACAACACAUAAAGCAAAAGUGAUUUAUUUGCCCGCUUACUUCUUCUACCAUCCCAGUUAGCGCAUGCUUUCUUUCAGUAGUUGUGUAUCUCAGUUUUCUUUCUUGAGAUGAAAACAUAUGGUGAAUGUCUCCUAAGCAGACAUUCUCAUUUACUCGCUUCAUUUUCGCUCUCUCUCUUCUGUAUACCGUCCUCAUGCUGAGAAAGGCUGCUUUAGCAUACAUACAGUGACUGAUUUCCCUGGAGAGUGGUAUAGAGAAAUGGAUGAUGCUUCGAAAGGUUUUUUUUUUUGUACUGUCUGGAGGCGAGGAGGGCCUCAUGUGUCUGUAUAGUGGUGGCGGCUGUGGGUGAGAAGACGAGAGGUAGGCAUCAUGCCCGUGUUUCGAUGACGUGCCAUGGCGGGGGAGGGAGGGUAGGGUCUUAUCUGACUGUUGUUUUAUUGCAUUUGGGGACAGGCAAUUUAUUAGGGUUAGGGCUUUUUUGGGGUGAAAGAAAUGGAGGUUGGGGGAGGGGGGUGAUGAUGGAGUGGGUGGGUGUCUGGCUGCUGAUAGUUGGGGAGUUGGCCAUCUCCUUUGCCGCUUGCAAAAAUGAUCGGCUGUCCCCUUGACUCACAAUAAUGUGCCAUUUUUUCACUUGCAUCACUAAGUAGUUUAAUGACUUUAAUGAUAAAAAGGAAAUUAAAAAAAGACAAAAAAGAGAGAAUAGAUUACAAGAAAAACAAUUCUGUCCAAGAUUCAUCUUUUCUGUAUCUUGUUGCGUACUUAUUUGUAGAUUAUGAGAAAAAAAAUGAAAAGAAACAGUGUUAUGAAAAAGAUCUUACAAUGGGAGACACUCUCCAUGUAUGCAUGUGUGUGUGAGCGACGAGUGAGUGAGUUUUCAUUUGUUUAGGGAGAGUGUAUGUGUGACUGUGUAUGCAUUUUUUUCUUACUUGUAAUAUUGAGAGAGAAGGAGAGUCUCUUACCUGAAUAAAUCUGAGCAGUAUUGGUCAGGAGUUUGAUUCAAGGUUAGGAGGGGUGCCAAGCUGUUACAACUUACAACUGUUCUUUCGGGGAAAAAAAGACAAAAAAGCUGUUGCUGUAAUUGAAAUUUUUUGAUUUCAUUUCUGCUUAUUUUUAUUUAUUUUUGUACUGUGAUGGAAAAUAAAAUGCACUGAUCAUUCAAGGUU
Clupea harengus (Atlantic herring) is the source of this 5255-nucleotide messenger RNA. RefSeq names its product cyclin dependent kinase 5, regulatory subunit 1b (p35) (gene cdk5r1b). Gene Ontology annotation, biological process: axon guidance; brain development. Gene Ontology annotation, molecular function: protein kinase binding; cyclin-dependent protein serine/threonine kinase activator activity. NCBI's taxonomy places the organism in Eukaryota, Metazoa, Chordata, Actinopteri, Clupeiformes, Clupeidae. The record is from RefSeq and is a predicted model, not a curated record. Gene Ontology annotation, cellular component: cytoplasm; protein kinase 5 complex; growth cone.